AUGGCGGCGGCGGCAAAGCCUAAGGGUGGUAAAUUAUGCUCUAUCUGCAACGAGAGACGCGCCGCCCUCAAGCGCCCCAAAACCCUUGAACAAAUAUGCAGGGAGUGUUUUUACUCGGUGUUUGAAGAUGAAAUACACAACGUGAUCGUAGAGAACCAACUUUUCAAGCCCGGGGAGCGUAUCGCAAUCGGAGCUUCUGGAGGAAAAGAUUCCACGGUGCUUGCUUAUGUAUUGUCAGAAUUGAAUCGUAGGCAUAAUUAUGGCUUGGAUCUCUUCCUCCUUUCUGUUGAUGAAGGAAUAACUGGUUAUAGGGACGAUUCACUUGAAACUGUUAAAAGAAAUGAAAUCCAGUAUGGACUUCCUCUGAAAGUUGUUUCUUAUAAAGAAUUGUAUGGAUGGACAAUGGAUGAGAUAGUGAAGUUGAUAGGUUUGAAGAAUAAUUGCACAUUCUGUGGUGUAUUUCGUCGCCAGGCCCUUGAUCGAGGUGCUGCACUGUUGAAAGUAGACAAGCUAGUUACUGGACACAAUGCGGAUGAUAUUGCUGAAACGGUCCUCUUGAACAUAUUACGAGGUGACAUUGCUAGGCUGGAUUACUUCUCUACUGAAUGCAUAUACUCCCCAAAUGCGUACCGUGGAUUUGCUCGGGAGUUCAUUAAAGAUUUGGAGAGGAUGAGACCCAGAGCUAUACUCGACAUUAUCAAAUCAGGUGAGGAUUUCAGGAUCUCUGCUUCUACAAAAAUGCCAGAACAGGGAAAUUGUGAAAGAUGUGGUUACAUUUCAAGCCAGAAAUGGUGUAAGGCAUGUGUUUUGCUGGAGGGUCUGAAUCGAGGUUUACCCAAGCUGGCAAACAAUGUGGAACACUGGACUUCUGAUGUAAGAACGGCAAAUCUCCAUUGUCUACUGGAAGUUUCCCUCUUAGAAAAUCAUUGUCGUAUAUUUGGAUUCCGCGUUUACUUCUCAGCUUCUGUCCCCAUGGCGAUAGAAAGUCUUUUUAAAGAUGAGGCUACAGAAGAAAAGGGUGAGAGGGCAAGAAUGGCUUCCUUUAUUGGAGCAAUGGCAAUUGCUGACUUAGUGAAGACAACAUUGGGGCCGAAGGGGAUGGAUAAAAUUUUACAAUCAACUGGCAGAGGGCACAGUGUUACAGUUACAAAUGAUGGUGCUACCAUCCUAAAGUCCCUCCAUAUUGACAACCCUGCUGCCAAAGUCCUUGUGGACAUCUCAAAAGUCCAAGAUGAUGAAGUUGGCGAUGGAACAACUUCAGUUGUUGUCUUGGCUGGGGAGCUUUUGAGGGAGGCGGAGAAGCUGGUAAACUCAAAGAUUCAUCCGAUGACAAUUAUUGCAGGAUAUCGUAUGGCAGCUGAAGCUGCUAGGAACGCUUUGCUGGCAAGGGUUAUGGAUAAUAAGCAGGAUGCUGAGAAAUUCAAAGAAGACUUGGUAAAGAUAGCAAUGACCACUUUGAGUUCCAAAAUUCUAUCACAGGACAAAGAACAUUUUGCAACACUAGCUGUUGAUGCAGUUAUGAGGCUAAAGGGCAGCACAAACCUGGAGUCAAUUCAGAUCAUUAAGAAACCCGGAGGUUCAUUGAAAGAUUCAUUUUUAGAUGAGGGAUUUAUUUUAGACAAGAAAAUCGGUGUUGGCCAACCAAAACGGAUUGAAAAUGCAAAGAUCUUGGUGGCAAAUACUGCCAUGGAUACGGAUAAAGUGAAAAUUUAUGGGGCACGGGUUCGUGUUGAUUCAAUGGCUAAGGUUGCUGAAAUUGAAGGGGCUGAAAAGGAAAAGAUGAGGGAGAAGGUGCAAAAGAUUAUUAACCAUGGGAUCAAUUGUUUUGUUAAUCGACAGUUGAUUUACAAUUUCCCUGAAGAACUAUUUGCUGAUGCUGGAGUACUUGCAAUAGAGCAUGCUGAUUUUGAUGGUAUUGAGAGGCUGGCUCUUGUUACUGGUGGUGAGAUUGCAUCUACUUUUGAUAAUCCGGAGUCCGUUAAGCUUGGGCACUGCAGGCUCAUUGAGGAAAUUAUGAUUGUUAAGCUUGGGCACUGCAGGCUCAUUGAGGAAAUUAUGAUUGGUGAGGACAAGCUGAUCCACUUUUCUGGGGUUGAAAUGGGUCAGGCAUGUACUAUUGUCUUGAGAGGGGCAAGCCCUCAUAUGUUGGAUGAAGCGGAAAGAUCUCUGCAUGAUGCCUUGUGUGUGCUAUCUCAAACUGUUAAUGACAGCAGGGUAUUGCUUGGAGGUGGAUGGCCUGAGAUGGUGAUGGCAAAGGCAGUUGAUGAACUGGCUAGGAGGACUCCUGGCAAAAGAUCUCAUGCCAUUGAAGCUUUCUCACGGGCACUUGUGGCCAUUCCAACUACCAUUGCAGACAAUGCGGGUUUGGACAGUGCUGAGAUGAUUGCUCAACUUCGUGCGGAACACCAAAAUGAGGAAAGCUCUGCAGGGAUUGAUGUCAUCUCUGGAUCGGUUGGCAAUAUGGCAGAUCUGGGGAUAUCCGAGGCAUUCAAAGUGAAGCAGGCUGUAUUGCUCUCCGCAACUGAAGCUGCUGAAAUGAUUUUAAGGGUUGAUGAAAUCAUCACCUGUGCCCCACGGCAGAGAGAAGACAGAAUGUGA
Molecule: messenger RNA, 2598 nt
Organism: Fraxinus pennsylvanica
Lineage: Eukaryota; Viridiplantae; Streptophyta; Magnoliopsida; Lamiales; Oleaceae
Source: the annotation of a GenBank genome assembly